AUGAUUGUAUUAGUGCUUAGUAUAGUUUUUAUAGGUUUAAGUAGUGCUCAGUUGGUUCAAAAUUUGAAGUGUGAUCCAGAUAUUAAUUUAGAGCCUAAUUUCGACGUGUCAAAAUUUCUCGGAAAAUGGCACGUGGUGCGUCGAACGGAAAGGCCCGGACAUCCUAUUCAUUGUUCACACUUAGAACUUGUGAAUGUCAACGAUGAGAUCUCACUGCACGACAGGGUUGUCAAUCAAAACUUUCUAGAAGAAGUGAAGAGCCCAGCAGCCCACCAUGAAGGCACAGCAAAGCUAACAAUCGAUCGGUCAGAUCCCACUAAACCUAAAGACUUUUGGAUUUUGAGAACAGAUUAUACAAGCUUCGCGAUUGCUUUCGCAUGCGAAGAUAAUGGUUCAACAAGAAAUGUUACAAUAUGGCAGUUGGGAAGAGAAACGUACUUUCCCACAGGCAUGAUAGAAGCUUUGAUGAACCAAUCUUUGUUCAAUUCGUUUGGCAUCACAAGAGACCACCUCACGCCUGUAGACCAUUCGGAGACUGCAUGCAAGACUCUGCCCGAAAUCCCACCAGGACAGAAUGUCAUAUUACCCGGUCAAUGUGAUGAGAAUAUCGCUGUGGUUCAGAACUUCAACGUUUCCGGGUUCAUGGGAGAAUGGUUCGGAAUAUCAAGUUACUUCUCUGCAAACCAGCUGGGCGAAUGCGGUCGAGCCAAAUACACACUAACUGACAGUGGCGUCGUCGUUGAGAAUAGCCAAGUGGCCAAUCAAAUGCUAGAAGUAAUAAAGGGCAGAGCCGUUGUCAGUUCCACAGACAACAGUGCUAAGCUCCUGGUGACACUAGAGAUAAGACCUGGAAGUGAGCCCAAGAAGUAUAAUAAUAAUUACGCGAUCUCUUAUAACUGCAACAAUCUGCCUAAUAAUCAAAAACAAGUAAACGCCUGGAUCCUAAGCAGAACACGUCAAUUGACAAAUGAAGCGCAAAUUGCGGUUGAUGAAGUAAUAAAUCGCGAACCCGAUUUGAACAAGCGUUUUUUUAUCGUUGAUAACCAGACCGAUGAGAGUUGCUUCUAUUAUCCUGAGCCAGCACCAAAAACGCCGGUCAUCUUUCGUGGACAAUGCGAUGUUAACAUACCAGUAAUGAAGAAUUUUAAUGCUACUGCGUACAUGGGUCUCUGGCACAACAUUCAGUCCUACCCUUCGAUAUCUCAAGCAGGCAGUUGUAAUAACGCACGCUACACGCUGAAAGAUGGAUUUGUCGACGUUUUCAACACUCAAGUCGUGGGUGAACAACUCUUAAGCAUCAACGGCGUGGCCAGGGUGGCUUCUGCCGAUGGAAGUGCCAAGCUCACAGUCAACUUUCCCAUAGCUGGUACAGACUCAGUUUCUACGGCAAAUUACUGGGUUCUGGACACUGAUUACGAAUCAUACGCCUUGGUGUACAGCUGCGUGAAUAUUGAUGAUGAAAUACAACAAGUUACGAGUUGGAAGCUAAGUCGGACUAAAGAGUUAUCUGCUGAAGGUUCUACAGCUAUAAACGCCAUUAUACAGAGUAUUCGAGUUCUUGAUCAACGUUAUUUUGAGGACAAUGACCAGAGUCCGGAAGGAUGUUUCUAUUUCCCAGAUCCGCAGCCCGGUGUACCUGUGGUUUUCCCUGGACAAUGUGACGUGAACAUCCAAGCUGUGUCAUCAUUCAAUAUGACAGAGUUCCAAGGAAUAUGGCACGAAAUUGAAGCUUAUCCCAAAGAACAGCAGACUGGGCAUUGCGUUAAUCACGAAUACACCCUGGGCACUGGAAACGCAUUAAACCUCAUAUCUGCAAGUGUUCUUGACCAAAUUCGCGACACAACCAAUAGUCAAGUUACAUUCACUUCCGCCCAAGAUACUAGUGGAAGAUUGACAAUAACCCUUACAUCUGGUGGAUCUGUAAUCAAUAUACCAUUUUGGAUUAUUGAAACGGAUUACACCAGCUAUGCUUUGGCCUAUAGCUGCCUGAACAUUGACAAUGACUACAGAAAAGUUUUCAGUUGGAAGCUCAGUAGAACUCAACAAUUGACAAGUGGAGCUCUCUUGGCUAUUGACGAAGCCAUGCAAAACAUAGAUGUACUACAACAUAAAUACUUUGAGACGAUCAAACAAACAGAUGACGCUUGCUUCUACCUACCAGAUCCAGUGCCUGGACUACCAGUAACUUUCUCAGGGAAAUGUGAUGAGAGUUUACCUGUGGUACAGAAUUUCGAUGCACCGAGGUACCUUGGACGCUGGCGAAGAAUUUCAAGUUACCCAGAACCUUUCCAAAUUGGCAAAUGUAAUGAGGCCACAUACUCCCUCAACGCUGACGGUUCAACUGUCGAUGUCUACAACACACAAGUUAUAAAUGGGGAACUGGAUACUAUUAAUGGCACAGCGAUUAUAGCUUCAAAUGAUGGCAGCGCUAAGCUUUGGGUUAAUUUCCCUAGCACCCCAGAGCCUGCCCCUUAUUGGGUUCUUGAUACAGACUACGAUUCAUAUGCAUUGGUCUACAGUUGCAGGGACUUACCAAAUAAUCGACGAAGAGUUACAAGCUGGAAACUUAGCAGAACAGCACAACUGACUGCAGCAGCAGCGGAAAAGAUAAACCAAGUAGUCAAUAGUAUCAAUGUAUUAAAUGACCGCUACUUCGAAAUUGACGACCAAUCUGACCAAGCUUGCUUCUAUUUACCACCGCCUGGUCCCAGCACACCCAUCUUCCGAGGUCAAUGCGAUUUGAAUAUUCCUGCUCUUAGUAACUUCAACGCUGCAGCGUAUUUGGGCCAAUGGUACGAUAUCGCGUCCUAUAACACUGCAUUCCAACAAGGCACUUGUAAUAGCGCUUACUAUAGCUUAGGAGAUGGUGUUGUCGAUGUUUUCAACACCCAAGUGGUCAAUCAAAGAUUAGACACCAUGACCGGAGUCGCAAGGGUAGUAAGUGACGAUGGUAGUGCUAAACUAUCCGUUACUUUCCCUGUUGCUGGAACUAAUGAAAAUAUCACAACGCCAUAUUGGGUUCUCGCGACGGAUUACACAUCGUAUUCCCUUGUGUACACCUGUGUGAAUAUCGACGCUGAAAGACAACAAGUAUGGUCUUGGAAGCUCGGCAGAGAGAAACAACUAACAAAUGUAGCAGAGACAGCUAUCAACAGAGUCAUUUCUAACGUACCAGUACUCGAUGAUAGGUACUAUGUCAAAAGGGAUCAUAGCAAUCAAGGGUGUUUCUAUUACCCUGAGCCCGAAGCAGGAAUACCUGUUGAGUUCCCUGGACAAUGUGAUCCUGGAAUACAAGCUGCUACCAACUUUAAUAUGACCGCGUUUCAAGGAAUAUGGCAUGAAAUUGAAGCAUAUCCUAAAGAACAGCAGACUGGGCAUUGUGUUAAUCACGAAUACACCCUGGGCACUGGAAACGCAUUAAACCUCAUAUCUACAAGUGUUCUAGACCAAAUUCGUGGCAUAACCAAUAGUCAAGUUACAUUCACUUCCGCCCAAGAUACUAGUGGAAGAUUGACAAUAACUCUUACAUCUGGUGGAUCUGUAAUCACCAUACCCUUUUGGGUUAUUAAAACGGAUUACACCAGCUUCGCUUUGGCCUAUAGCUGCGUGAACAUUAACAAUAACUACAGAAGAGUUUUCAGUUGGAAGCUCAGUAGAACUCAACAAUUGACAAGUGGAGCUCUCUUGGCUAUUGACGAAGCCAUGCAAAACAUAGAUGUACUACAACAUAAAUACUUUGAGACGAUCAAACAAACAGAUGACGCUUGCUUCUACCUACCAGAUCCAGUGCCUGGACUACCUGUAACUUUCCCAGGAAAAUGUGAUGAGAGUAUAUCUGUGGUACAGAAUUUCGAUGCACCGAGAUACCUUGGACGUUGGCGAAGAAUUUCAAGUUACCCAGAACCAUUCCAAAUCGGCAAGUGUAACGAGGCCACAUACUCCCUCAACGCUGACGGUUCAACUGUCGAUGUCUACAACACACAAGUCAUAAAUGGGGAACUUGAUACUAUUAAUGGCACAGCGAUUAUAGCUUCAAAUGAUGGCAGCGCUAAGCUUUGGGUUAAUUUCCCCAACACCCCUGAGCCUGCACCAUACUGGGUCCUUGAUACAGACUACGAUUCAUAUGCAUUGGUCUACAGUUGCAGGGACUUACCAAAUAGUAGACGAAGAGGUGCCUGGAAGCUAAGUAGAACAGCACAACUGACUGCAGCAGCAGCGGAAAAGAUAAACCAAGUAGUCAAUAGUAUCAAUGUAUUGAAUGACCGCUACUUCGAAAUUGACGACCAAUCUGACCAAGCUUGCUUCUAUUUACCACCGCCUGGUCCCAGCACACCCAUCUUCCGAGGUCAAUGUGAUUUGAAUAUUCCUGCUCUUAGUAACUUCAACGCUGCAGCGUAUUUGGGCCAAUGGUACGAUAUCGCCUCGUAUAACACUGCAUUCCAACAAGGCACUUGUAAUAGCGCUUACUAUAGCUUAGGAGAUGGUGUUGUCGAUGUUUUCAACACCCAAGUGGUCAAUCAAAGAUUAGACACCAUGACCGGAGUCGCAAGGGUAGUAAGUGACGAUGGUAGUGCUAAACUAUCCGUUACUUUCCCUGUUGCUGGAACUAAUGCAACUAUCACAACGCCAUACUGGGUUCUCGCGACGGACUACACAUCGUAUUCCCUUGUGUACACCUGUGUGAAUAUCGACGCUGAAAGACGACAAGUCUGGUCUUGGAAGCUCGGUAGAGAAAAACAACUAACAAAUGCAGCAGUGACAGCUAUCAACAGAGUCAUUGCUAAUGUACCAGUGCUGGAUGAUAGAUACUAUGAAACAAGGGAUCAUAGCAAUCAAGGCUGUUUCUAUUACCCUGAGCCCGAAGCUGGAAAACCUGUUGUGUUCCCUGGUCAAUGUGAUCCUGGGAUACAAGCUGCAGCCAACUUUAAUAUGACCGCUUUCCAAGGAAUUUGGCAUGAAAUCGAAACUUAUCCGAAAGAGCAACAAUCUGGUCAAUGCAUAAACCAUCGAUACACUUUGGGAACUGCUAACUAUUUGAACCUUGUAUCGUCUAAUGUUAUUGAUGAAAUUCUCGGAGUCACUAACAGUAGAGUGACGUUUGCGUCAGCACAAGAUUCUUCUGGAAGGCUUGUUAUCAACCUAACGUCUGGGGGAACAACAAUAACAAUUCCAUUUUGGAUUUUGAGCAUAGACUACGAAGAUUAUGCUUUAGCGUACAGCUGCGUCAACCGUAACGCGAAUCAGCGAGCUGUUUUCAGCUGGAAGUUAAGCAGAUCAAAAGUAUUGUCGACUGCAGGAAGUAUAGCAAUAAACAAUAAAAUAUCGGAGAUCGAUGUUUUGGAUAACAUUUAUUAUGAAAACGUCGACCAAUCCGACAAAGCUUGUUUCUCCUUACCCGAGCUAUCUCCGGGGCAACCAGCUAUAUUUGACGGACAGUGCGAUAGAAAUAUUCCAGUCAUUCAAAAUUUCAAUGCCGUUAGGUAUCUUGGGCGCUGGCGUAUGAUUGAGACAUAUCCAUCUGACUUCCAAAGUCUAAUAAGUGGUUGUAACGAAGCUAAUUACGCGCUUGGACCUAACAGCGUCGUUGAUGUUUAUAACACUGAAGUAAUUAACCAAAGACUUGAAACUAUUAAUGGUACUGCGGUGAUAGACGGAACUGACGGGAGUGGAAAACUUCUUGUCAAUUUCCCUGGUGCUCCUACUCCAUCGGAAUAUUGGAUUUUGGAUACAGACUACGACUCCUAUGCCUUGGUAUAUAGCUGCCUAAACAUAAAUAACCAACAGCGAAGAGUGUGGUCUUGGAAGCUUAGUAGAACAACAGAACUUACGUCUGCAGCUACAGCCAAAAUAGACGCAAUUGUUGAUUCCAUUAACGUCCUAAACAAACGUUUCUACAUGAAAAUUGACCAUUCUGACAGCAGCUGCUUUUAUUAUCCCACUCCUGAUGGCAAUCCUGUGGAAUUCAGGGGGCAGUGCGAUCAAAACUUACCUGUGGUUACUAAUUUCAAUGCAGUAGAAUACCAGGGUUUGUGGCAUAACAUAGAAUCAUAUCCCACACAAAACGCCCGUGGCACUUGCGGUAACGCUCGCUAUACACUACGCGAUGGUGUCGUAGAAGUCUUUAACACACAAGUAAUAGAUCAAAAACUUGACACAAUCAGUGGUACAGCGUCAUUGGUAGCAACGACUGAUGGAUCUGCUAAGCUAAUCGUAAGAUUCCCAGCUGGACCAUCAUUUACUGAAGCACCAUACUGGGUCCUGGAUACGGAUUACAGAACAUAUUCGCUUGUAUAUACAUGUAUCAAUAUCAGCACGGAGCGAAGACGAGGUGUUCCUGUCGUAUUCCGUGGACAGUGCGACAACAGUAUUCAGGCUGUGGCUAACUUCAACAUGACUGCAUUCCAAGGAAAAUGGCAUGAAGUUGAAGCCUAUCCUAAAGAACAACAAACUGGACAAUGUAUUAACCAUGAGUAUACUUUGGGAUCAGGCAAUGCAUUGGAUCUUGUAUCCUCUAGCAUUUCCGAACAAAUUCGUGACUUCACCAAUAGCCGUGUGACAUUUGCAUCUGCUCAAGAAACUAGCGGAAGAUUGACCAUUACACUUAACACUGGAGGAUCAACCACUACAAUUCCAUUCUGGGUUCUUAGCACUGAUUAUGAAGACCAUGCAUUAGCUUACAGCUGUGUUGAUCUGGAUCAAAACUCAAGAGCAGUUUACAGUUGGAAAUUGAGCAGAACGCAAAAACUUUCGUCAGCGGCUGUUAUUGCUAUGGAAAAUAAAAUAAAAGAGAUUAAUGUUUUGGAUAAUAAGUAUUAUGAAAACAUUGACCAGUCUGACAAAGCUUGUUUCUACUUACCUGAUCUUAUGCCUGGUGAACCUGCAGAGUUUGUUGGGCAAUGUGACGAAAACUUAGCAGUUGUACAGAACUUUAACGCACAAGCGUACGAGGGUCGCUGGCGUAUGAUAGAAACCUACCCAUCAGAUUUCCAAAGCUUGCAAGCUGGUUGUCUCGAAGCUACGUACACACUGACACCUGGUGGCAUAGUUCAGGUUUAUAACACUGAGGUUGUGAAUCAACGACUCGAUACUAUUAACGGUACCGCAGUUUUGGCUUCAACAGAUGGCAGUGCCAAACUUCUUGUUAAUUUCCCCGGCAGUCCAGAACCGGCUACUUACUGGGUACUCGAUACAGAUUACACUUCGUACGCUCUCGUGUACAGUUGUCGUAAUAUCGGCAAUCAGCGUCGCAGAGUAUGGACAUGGAAACUCAGCCGUACCAGAGAGCUGACUGAAAAUGCAAAAACCAAAAUCAACCAGACAGUCAACGCUGUGGACGUACUAAACGAAAAGUUCUACAUAAGCAUAGAGCAUUCCGACGCCUCGUGCUUCUAUUACCCGAUUCCUGAUGGCAACCCUGUGGUGUUCAGAGGCCAGUGCGAUCAGAGCAUUCCAGUGGUCAUGGACUUUAAUGCUGCAGCGUACAUGGGAACAUGGUACGAUGUCGAAGGGUACCCAGUUCAAUUCCAAGAUGGCACCUGCCCAAGUGCUACUUAUUCUCUGACGUCGACUGGCGUGGAUGUUUAUAACACCCAAGUUGUCGACUCUUGGCUAGACAUUAUUCGAGGAUCUGCUGUGUUGGCCACUAGCGAUGGAUCGGCUAAAUUGACGGUGACAUUCCCUAUCGCUGGAACUAAUUUAACUACCUCCACACCUUACUGGGUCCUAGGCACUGAUUAUAGCAACUACGCUCUGGUCUACACUUGCAUUAACAUCGACUCGGAACGACAUAGAGUUGCCAGCUGGAAGCUAAGCAGAGCUAAAACACUCAAUGCAGGAUCGAAAACAGAAAUUGAUAAUUUAAUCAGCACCGUUCCAGUCCUUAGACAAGAUUAUUACGUCCUCAGAGGGCACACUGAAGAGAAUUGCUUCCAUUACCCAAAUAACGAGGGAGGUCCUGUUAUACAGAAAGGACAAUGUGAAUUAAGUGGAAUAAAUGUCACAGAAAAGUUUAACAUCACCGCGUUUACAGGGUCUUGGUACGAAAUCUCGCGCUUCCCUUCAGAAAUCCAAGAUGGCGAAUGUGUCUCCAGUGAAUUUAGUAUCGACAAUCAGAAGAUACAAAUGCGUAAAAGCAUCGUAUCCAAUGAGGAAAAGACAACUUCGACUGGACCGGCUACGCUGUCUCCUGAUGGAAGAGGAAUUAUGACAGUCACGCUUACUGAUCCUGUUGCUGGAGGAAUCUUCGAAAUGACCUUCCAUGUGUUGGACGUUGUGUACGACGAUUUCGCAUUAUUGUACGGCUGCCAAAACAUCGACGGGACAAACAAACAAAUCUACAGUUGGAAACUAAGCAGAUCACAGGCUGGCUUAUCAGAAACUGCAGUUGCGAGAAUAACACAAAUCGUCAGAGAUACACAACCGCUGUUUGAACGUUAUUUCGAGAACACAGAUCAAACUCCUAAUGGUUGUUUCCAUUAUCCAUCAUUUGAUGAUUUACCUCCAACUAUCGAACUGGUAGGACAUUGUGAUACAAGGAUUACCGGUAAAGCCAACUUUGACGUUGAAGCUUAUCUCGGGAAAUGGAACGAAAUUGCCAGCUACCCUCAACCCUUCCAAAACGGAGAGUGUGCUCGGGCACAAUACAAACUUGGUAGUGAUGGAGUCGACGUGAUCAACACCCAAGUUGUCGACAAGCAACUGGACGUACAAAUGGCAACCGCAGUGGUCGCUUCGGACGAUGGCAGCGGGGUUUUGGAGGUCACCUUCAAGUUCCCUAAUGGAGUUGUAAACGUCGUAAACUACUACAUAAUCGAAACUGAUUACACAAGCUUUGCUCUGGUCUACAGUUGUCGUAACUUAACUAGCGGUUCAAGACAAGUCACCAGUUGGAAAUUGAGUCGUGGAACAACUCUAUCCGAUGAAGCACUUCUGAUCAUUGACGAAGCUAUCAAUAGCACUCAGGGUCUUAGACAAGAUUACUACCAACCCACCAGCCAAACUGAAGAAGCAUGCUUUUAUAUACCGGAAGUCAAUAAAAACGAGGCUCCAUUGUUUAGAGGACAGUGCGGAAAUAUUAGCGGUGUACAAGGAUUUGAUAUUCAAAAAUACCUCGGCUGGUGGCACGAGAUUGAAAGCUAUCCAACAGACAAUAGCAGAGGAAGUUGUGUUAGCUCUGAGUUCGAGCAUAUUAACGGAGAAUAUCAUGUAGUAGAUACGAACAUCUUCAACAACAUCGCGCAAGUGAACUCCAGUGUAGUCACUGUUACCAAUGACGGGAGAUUAACGAAGGCCUACAGCAAUGGAGAAAGUAUCGAUAUCUGGGUACUGGCAACAGAUUACGAAACUUAUUCUCUUCUUUACUUUUGUCAGAAUGUUGACAGUCAAAAUAUGCGCGUAUGGAGUGCAAAGCACAGCAAAACUCGUCAGCUAACGCCAGCUGCGCAAGAAGCGAUGGCCAAUUACAUUGUAUCCACACGUGCCUUGGAAACUCAGUUCUAUCAAGUCGUAGACCAGACUGACAGCGCCUGCUUCCACUAUCCCGAGAGAUCUGGGAACCAGAUCAUAAUACCUGGACAGUGUGAUCUUAAUAUACCAGUGGUCCAGAAAUUUGACGUACCCGAGUAUUCAGGUACGUGGUACCAAAUUGAACGGUACACACAAGUGCACGAAAAUGGAACCUGCACAGGCGCUCGGUAUACCUUGGACAAAAAGACGGGCAUUGUCACUGUAUUGAACUGGCAAGUCAUCGGUGACGUAUUGGAUACUGUCGAAGGAACUGCAACUGUGAACUCUACUGAUGGCAGCGCCAAACUUAUUGUUAAACUGCCGAUACGAUUUACUGAGGAAGCAGAACCUAUUAUGGUGUCGACGGAGUUGUACAUUCUCACGACAGAUUAUAUAACACACUCUCUCGCCUACAGCUGUGUUAAUGUCAACCCAUAUCGACGAGCUGUGGGGGUAUGGAAGCUUAGUCGAACCCGUACGUUGACUGAAGAGAGUAAAUCCGCUAUCGACGAGUACAUAGCUACAAGGAAAGAACUCCACCAGCCGUACUUUGAUACGGUCGAGCAAAAUGACGAUUGCGAUGAACCCAGUUCCGCGAUCUUAGUUAAAAGCAGUAUUAUUAUUAUGUUAGUCUGCAGUAUUCUACAAUUCGUAUUAUAA
This is a messenger RNA of Pararge aegeria (speckled wood butterfly), 10164 nucleotides long. RefSeq lists its product as uncharacterized. NCBI's taxonomy places the organism in Eukaryota, Metazoa, Arthropoda, Insecta, Lepidoptera, Nymphalidae. The coding region runs from base 1 to 10164 and encodes 3387 amino acids. Gene Ontology annotation, molecular function: pigment binding. The record is from RefSeq and is a predicted model, not a curated record. The transcript has 62 exons.